This is a messenger RNA of Salvelinus fontinalis (brook trout), 10870 nucleotides long. RefSeq names its product protein-glutamine gamma-glutamyltransferase K-like. The coding region runs from base 313 to 2643 and encodes 776 amino acids. Gene Ontology annotation, biological process: peptide cross-linking. The record is from RefSeq and is a predicted model, not a curated record. Gene Ontology annotation, molecular function: protein-glutamine gamma-glutamyltransferase activity. NCBI's taxonomy places the organism in Eukaryota, Metazoa, Chordata, Actinopteri, Salmoniformes, Salmonidae. The transcript has 14 exons.
AGUGCCUUGACGCUCCACACAGGAUGUCCUUGAUAGGGGGCUAUGGUUUAUUUGAUACCAUAAUGGUGAGAGGGGCAGGGUGGAACUGUCUGAGGCAGAGGGUGUGUCAAGUCAAGUCCCGUUUGCGUUCCUCAAGAGGAGCAUAGGCUAAACCUUAUCCAAGAAGCGUCUGUUAGAGAGAAGAACUGGCAUGAGCUGAAACUUUUAAAGCUGAUAAUACACGAACGGAUAUAUAUUAGAAACUUUAAAAAGUCACUCAAACUUUUUUGUUGAAUAAAGAAGCCAUCACUCAACACAAACAUCCCUUUCAGAAUGCCAGGAGAACGAUUGACAGCGAGCGGUUCUGAUCGGGGCCGUUUCCAUGGCAAUGCCCUGACCAUAGUAGAGGCAACCAACCAGGAGGAGGUGGAGUCUAAGGAGCAGGGGGGCUGUCUCCAGGGUUUUCAGAAGAUAUGCUGCUGCUGGCCACGCCAGAGCAGCUUGUACGACAUCACAGAUACAGUUGUCAAGGACGAAGUGGUGAAACCGGCCCCGCUUCCUGAGCCCCCUCAGCCCCACACUGGAGACAAUGAGCUGGAAGAGUUGAUGUUGUCAGUGCACUCGGUGGAUCUACUGAGCUCUAAAACGGGUCAGAACCGCAUGGAGCAUCACACCGACCGUUACCAUGGCAACGCGCUCAUCAUCCGACGUGGCCAGACCUUCCAGAUAGAACUGGACCUGUCGCGACCUUUCAACUCCAACACAGACAAACUCCACCUGGACCUCAAGACAGGACCCCUCCCCAUGGUGUCAAAGAACACGCACGUCAUCAUUCAACUGGUGGAAGAGCUGGAGGACGACCGCUGGGAGGCCAAGAUAGUGGAGCGGAACGGCAACAGGAUCAAGCUGUCCGUCAACUCGCACGCCAAAGCUGUGAUUGGCCAGUACAAGCUCACCGUGACGGUGGAGUCUCCAAAGGGCGAGUCUGCAACCACACACGACCCCAGGAGAGACAUCGUCAUGCUGUUCAACCCCUGGUGUGAAGAUGACACAGUGUACAUGGAUGAUGAGGAGGAGAAGAAGGAGUAUGUGCUGAAUGACACAGGAAGACUCUACUACGGCACAGAGAAACAGAUUGGAGAUCGCACAUGGAACUACGGACAAUUCCUUGAGGGGAUGCUGGAGGCCUGUCUCUAUGUGCUGGAGAAGAGUGAGAUCCCUCCGCCUGGUAGAGGGGACCCUGUCAACGUGGUCAGAGUCAUAUCUGCCAUGAUCAACGCCCAAGAUGACAAUGGGGUCCUGGCAGGGAAUUGGUCAGGGAACUAUGUAGGAGGAGUUUCCCCCACAGCCUGGAAUGGCAGUGUGGAGAUCCUGAAGAAAUACCAAAAGGAUGGAGGCCUGCCUGUCAAAUACGGACAGUGCUGGGUCUUCUCUGGGGUCACCACCACAGUGCUCAGGUGCUUGGGUAUACCGUGCCGUAGUGUGACAAACUUCCAGUCGGCCCACGACACAGACGUCUCACUCACCACAGACAUGUAUUUUGAUGAGAAUAUGGAGCCGCUCAACGAACUCAACGCUGACUCUGUUUGGAAUUUCCAUGUAUGGAACGACUGUUGGAUGGCCAGGCCAGACCUUCCUCCUGGUAACGGCGGCUGGCAGGCAUUAGACGCCACCCCGCAGGAGACCAGCCAGGGGACCUUCCGCUGUGGCCCUGCUUCUGUCACCGCCAUCCGCACCGGCCAGGUCUACCUCAAAUACGACACACCAUUCAUCUUUGCUGAGGUGAACAGUGAUAAGAUCUACUGGCAGAGGAACCUGGAUGGUAUCUUCACUCAGAUCCAAUGUGAAAAGAAGGCCGUGGGCCACUGCAUCAGCACCAAGGCUGUGGGCUCUGACAAACGCGAUGACAUCACACACCUGUACAAACACACCGAAGGAUCAGAAGAGGAACGUAUCGCCGUGGAGACGGCCAGUCGUUAUGGCACCAAGCCUGAUGUGUACUCUACAUCCAUGGCGGAGGACGUGAGCUUGGAGGUGAAGAUGGAGGGAGAGGGACCUCGUAUGGGGGCUGACGCCCAGCUGACCAUCGUGAUGACCAAUUUGAGCUCCCAGACCCGCAAGACCACGCUACACAUCCAGGUGGCAGUCAUGUACUACACCGGGGUGCUGAAGGGCACCGUCAAGAAGGACAAGAUUCCUGUGGUGCUCAAGCCCAAUGAAGUGAAAACCAUGGAGUGGGUCCUGCCCUACCAUAGCUACCAGGACCAGCUGGUGGACCAGGCUGCUCUAAUGCUGACUCUGUCUGGACGGGUCAGUGAGACCCAACAGGUCCUGGCCACUCAGACCAGCUUCAGGCUACGCACACCCGACCUCAACAUCGAGGCUGUAGGGGAGGCGGUGGUAGGUAAGAAGAUGACAGCCAAGAUCACGUUCACCAACCCUCUGCCACGUACACUGAGGGGCGUGGUGCUCAGGGUGGAGGGACUGGGCCUGCAGGAGCUCAAAGAGGUGGUUGUGGGUGAUGUUGGGAGCCACUCUACGGUGACUCGGACAGAACACUUCAUACCCACCCAGGCUGGACACAGGAAGCUGGUAGCAGCUCUGGACUGUAAACAGCUGACACAGGUGCACGGGGUUGCUGACAUCGUUGUCCAGGACCAAUGAGAGGGAGCCUUCCACUGCUCUCUCCUGUCCACUUAUCUGGUGUUUCAUUCAAGUCGCCUAAAAGAAAAUGGGAAGCCUUUUAUUCAGUUUUACCAUGAUUUGAGUAUAAUAUUUUUUUUUUUUCAUGCUGACAUGUAAUUAAGGAAAUACCCUGAUCUUUGGAUGAAGUUGUACACUAAAUUGUUUUACCAGUGUUAAUGUUUUUAAUACUCACGUCAUAUUUUUCAAAUCAAUCAAGUUUAUUUGUCACAUGCUUCGUAAACAACAGGUGUAGACUUAACAGUGAAAUGCUUUCUGACGGGCCCUUCCCAACAACGCAGAGAGAGAAAAAGGAUAAAAAGAAAAAUAAUAAUUUGAGGAAUAAAUACACAAUGAGUAACGAUAACCUGGCUAUAUACACGGGGUACCGAGUCAAUGUGCUGGGGUACGAGGUAAUUGAGGUAGAUACAGUAGGUAGGGAUAAAGUGACUAGGCAACAGGAUAGAUAAUAAACAGCAGUAGCGUAAGUGAUGAAUAAAAAGAGUCAAUGCACAUAGUUAAAUAGUUACCCUUAUGGCUUGGGGGUAGAAGUUGUUCAGAGUCCUGUUGGUCCCAGACUUGGUGCCACGGUACCACUUGCUGUGGUAUCAGAACAAACAUUCAAUUAUUUGGGAGGCUGGCUGGCCUUUCUCUGACACCGCCUGGUAAGCUCGGCCCCAGUGAUGUACUGGGCCAUACGCACCACCGGUCAAAUUCCAAACAGUUGGCAAACCAAGUGGUGAUGCAGCCAAUCAAGAUGCUCUCAAUGGUGCCGCUGUAUAACUUUUUGAGGAUCUGAGGGCCCAUGCCAAAUCUUUUCAGCCAUUGAAGGGGAAGAGGCAUUGUCGUGCUUUCUUCAGGACUGUGUUGGUGUGUGUGGACCAUAAUAAUUCCUUAGUGAUGUGGACACAGAAACUUGAAGCUCUAGGCUCCGUCCACUGCAGCCCUGUCGAUGUGGAUGGGGGCGUGCUCGGCCCUCCUUUUCCUGUAGUCCACGAUCUGAUUCUUUGUCUUGCUGACAUUGACGUCGAAGGUUGUUGUCCUGGCACCACACUGCCAGGUCACUGACUUCCAUAUAGGCUGUCUCAUCAUGGCCGGUGAUCAGGCCAACCACCGUCAUGUCAUCAACAAACUUAAUGAUGGUGUUGGAGUCAUGCACCGCCACGCAGUCGUGGGUGAACAGGGAGUACAAGAGGGGACUAAGCACGCACUCGAGGGGCCCGUGUUGACGGUCACCGUGUCGGAUGUGUUGUUGCUUAUCCUCACCACCUGCGAGCAGCCCAUCAGGAAAUCCAGGAUCCAGUUGCACAGGGAGGUGUUCAGUCCCAGGGUCCUGAGCUUAGUGACGAGCGUGGAGGGCACAACGGUGUUGUUCCUUACACAGCCUGGAGGUCUGUUUUGGGUCAUUGUCCUGUUGAAAAACAAAUGGUUUGCACUUAGUGGGACUGGCGUGUCGCUGCAGAAUGAUGUGAUCGCCAUGCUGGUAAAGUGUGCAAUUUAUUUAGAAUUCAAGGCAGACAGUGUCACCAGCAAAGCACCACCACACAUCACAUUUCCUCCUCUGUGCUUCACGGUGGAAACCACAUGCGAAGAUAAUCCAAGAAACGCAAGCAAUGGACAUUAGACUAGUGGAAAUCUGUCCUUUGGUCUGAUAAGUCCAAAUUUUUGAUUUUUGGUUCCAACCGCUGUGUCUUUGUGUGAUGCAGAGUAGGUGAAUGGAUGAUCUCCGCAUGUGUGGUUCCCACCGUGAAGCAUGGAGGAAGUGUGAUGGUGUGGGGGUGCUAUGCUGGUGACACCAUCUAUGAUUUAUUUAGAAUUCAAGGUACACUUAAGCAGCAUAGCUACCACAGCAUUCUGCAGUGAUACACCAUCCUAUCUGGAUUGCGCUUAGUGGGACUAUCAUGUGUUUGUCAACAGGACAACGACCCAAAACACACCUCCAGGCUGUCUAAGGGCUAUUUUACCAAGAAGGAGAGUGAUGGAGUGAUGGAGUGCUGAAUCAGAUGACCUGGCCUCCACAUUCCCCAACGUCAACCCAAUUGAGAUGGUUUGGGAUGUGUCGGACCGCAGAGUGAAGGAAAAACAGCAAACAAGUGCUCAGCAUAUGUGGGAACUCCUUCAAGUAUUUCAGGUGACUACCUCAUGAAGCUGGUUGAGAGAAUGCCAAGAGUGUGCAAAGGCAAAAGGUGUCUACUUUGAAGAAUCUCAAAUAUAAAAUAUAUUUGUUUAACACUUUUUUUGGUAACUACGUGUUAUUUCAUAGUUUUGAUGUCUUCACUAUUAUUCCACAAUGUAGAAAAUAGUAAAAAUGAAGAAAACCUUUUUUAAAUUUAUUUUUUAUUUCACCUUUAUUUAACCAGGUAAGCUAGUCUCAUUUACAACUGCGACCUGGCCAAGAUAAAGUAAAGCAGUGCGACACAAACAACAACACAGAGUUACACAUGGAAUAAACAAGCGUACAGUCAAUAACACAAUAGAAAAAAAAGUCUAUAUGCAGUGUGUGCAAAUGGCGUGAGGAGGUAAGGCAAUAAAUAGGCCAUAGUAGCAAAGUAAUUACAAUUUAGCAGAUUAACACUGGAGUGAUAGAUGAGCAGAUGAGGAUGUGCAAGUAGUGAUACUGGUGUGCAAAACAGCAUAAAAGUAAAUAAAAACAAUAUGGGGAUGAGGUAGGUAGAUUGGGUGGGCUAUUUACAGAUGGACUAUGUGUAGCUGCAGCGAUCGGUUAGCUGCUCAGAUAGCUGAUGUUUUAAGUUAGUGAGGGAAAUGUAAGUCUCCAGCGAUUGUUUUGCAAUUCGUUCCAGUCACUGGCAGCAUAGAAUUGGAAGGAAAGAAAGAGGUGUGGUCAAAAGAGGUGUUGUCUUUGGGGAUGACCAGAAGAGGUGUUGUCUUUGGGGAUGACCAGAAGAGGUGUUGUCUUUGGGGAUGACCAGAAGAGGUGUUGUCUUUGGGGAUGACCAGAAGAGGUGUUGUCUUUGGGGAUGACCAGAAGAGGUGUUGUCUUUGGGGAUGACCAGAAGAGGUGUUGUCUUUGGGGAUGACCAGAAGAGGUGUUGUCUUUGGGGAUGACCAGAAGAGGUGUUGUCUUUGGGGAUGACCAGAAGAGGUGUUGUCUUUGGGGAUGACCAGAAGAGGUGUUGUCUUUGGGGAUGACCAGAAGAGGUUUUGUCUUUGGGGAUGACCAGAAGGGGUGUUGUCUUUGGGGAUGACCAGAAGAGGUGUUGUCUUUGGGGAUGACCAGAAGAGGUGUUGUCUUUGGGGAUGACCAGAAGAGGUGUUGUCUUUGGGGAUGACCAGAAGAGGUGUUGUCUUUGGGGAUGACCAGAAGAGGUGUUGUCUUUGGGGAUGACCAGAAGAGGUGUUGUCUUUGGGGAUGACCAGUGAGAUAUACCUGCUGGAGCACGUGCUACGGGUGGGUGUUGUUAUCGUGACCAGUGAGCUGAGGUAAGGUGGAGUUUUACCUAACAUAGACUUGACCUGGAGCCAGUGGGUCUGAUGACGAAUAUGUGCGGGGGCCAGCUGACUAGAGCAUACAGGUCGCAGUGGUGGGUGGUAUAAGGGGCUUUGGUAACAAAACGGAUGGCACUGUGAUAGACUGCAUCCAGUUUGCUGAGUAGAGUAUUUGAAGCUAUUUUGUAGAUGACAUCGCCGAAGUCGAGGAUUGGUAGGACAGUCAGUUUUACUAGGGUAAGUUUGGCGGCGUGAGUGAAGGAGGCUUUGUUGUGAAAUAGAAAGCCGGUUCUAGAUUUGAUUUUGGAUUGGAGAUGUUUUAUAUGAGUCUGGAAGGAGAGUUUACAGUCUAGCCAGACACCUAGGUAUUUGUAGUUGUCCACAUAUUAUAAGUCAGAACCGUCCAGAGUAGUGAUGCUAGUCAGGCGGGCGGAUGCGGGCAGCGAAAGGUUGAACAGCAUGCAUUUGGAUUUGCUAGCGUUUAAGAGCAGUUGGAGGCCACGGAAGGAGUGUUGUAUGGCAUUGAAGCUUGUUUGGAGGUUAGUUAACACAGUGUCCAAAGAAGGGCCAGAUGUAUACAGAAUGGUGUCGUCUGCGUAGAGGUGGAUCAAGGAAUCACCCGCAGCAAGAGCGACAUCGUUGUAUAUACAGAGGAAAGAGUCGGCCCGAGAAUUUAACCCUGUGGCACCCCUAUAGAGACUGCCAGAGGUCUGGAAAACAGGCACUCCGAUUUGACACACUGAACUCUGUCUGCGAAGUAGUUGGUGAACCAGGCGAGGCAGUCAUUUGAGAAACCAAGGCUAUUUAGUCUGCCGAUAACAAUACGGUGAUUGACAGAGUUGAAAGCCUUGGCCAGGUCGAUGAAGACAGCUGCACAGUAGUCUUUUAUUAAUGGCGGUUAUGAUAUCAUUUAGUAUCUUGAGCGUGGCUGAGGUGCACCCAUGACCAGCUCGGAAACCGGAUUGCACAGCGGAAAAGGUACGGUGGGAUUCAAAAUGGUCAGUGAUCUGUUUAUUAACUUGGCUUUCAAAGACUUUAGAAAGGCAGGGCAGGAUGGAUAUAGGUCUAUAAAAGUUUGGGUCUAGAGUGUCACCCCCUUUGACGAGGGGUAUGACCGCGGCAGCUUUCCAAUCUUUAGGGAUCUCGGACGAUAUGAAAGAGAGGUUGAACAGACUGGUAAUAGGAGUUGCAAAAAUGGCGGUGGAUAAUUUGAGAACGAGAGGGUCCAGAUUGUCUAGCCCAGCUGAUUUGUACGGGUCCAGGUUUUGCAGCUCUUUCAGAACAUCUGCUAUCUGGAUUUGGGUGAAGGAGAAGCUGGGGAGGCUCAGGCAAGCAGCUGCGGGGGGUGCGGAGCUGGGUCGGGGUAGCCAGGAGGAAAGCAUGGCCAGCCAUAGAGAAAUGCUUAUUGAAAUUUUAGAUUAUCAUGGAUUUAUCGGUGGUGACCGUGUUACCUAGCCUCAGUGCAGUUGGCAGCUGGGAUGAGGUGCUCUUGUUCUCUAUGGACUUUACAGUGUCCCAAAACGUUUUGGAGUUAGAGCUACAGGAUGCAAAUUUCUGUUUGAAAAAGCUAGCCUUUGCUUUCCUGACUGACUGCCUGUAUUGGUUCCUGACUUCCCUGAACAGUUGCAUAUGGUGGGGACUAUUCGAUGCUAUUGCAGUCCGCCACAGGAUGUUUUUGUGCUGGUCAAGGGCAGUCAGGUCUGGAGUGAACCAAGGGCUAUAUCUGUUCUUAGUUCUACAUUUUAUGAAAGGGGCAUGCUUAUUUAAGAUGGUGAGGAAAUUACUUUUAAAGAACGACCAGGCAUCCUCGACUGGCGGGAUGAGGUCAAUAUCCUUCCAGGAUACCCGGGCCAGGUCGAUUAGAAAGGCCUGCUCGAAGAAGUGUUUUAGGGAGCGUUUGACAGUGAUGAGGGGUGGUCGUUUGACCGCGGACCCAUAGCGGAUGCAGCCAAUGAGGCAGUGAUCGCUGAGAUCCUGAUUGAAAACAGCAGAGGUGUAUUUGGAGGGCAAGUUGGUCAGGAUAAUAUCUAUGAGGGUGCCCAUGUUUAUGGAUUUAGGGUUGUACCUGGUGGGUUCCUUGAUAAUUUGUGUGAGAUUGAGGGUAUCUAGCUUAGAUUGUAGGACUGCUGGGGUGUUAAGCAUAUCCCAGUUUAGGUCACCUAACAGAACGAACUCUGAAGAUAGAUGGGUGGAAAUCAAUUCACAUAUGGUGUCCAGGGCACAGCUGAGAGCUGGGGGGUCUAUAACAGGCGGCAACAGUGAGAGACUUAUUUCUGGAGAGAUUCAUUUUUUAAAUUAGAAGUGUUUGGGCAUAAACCUGGAAAGUAUGACAGAACUUGAAUGAGUAGGUGUCCAAGCUUUUGACUGGUACUGUAUAUUAUUCACAUCCUUGUUCAACCACGACUCCGAGAAACAUGGGAGGUCAAGGUCCUGUUGAUAGGAUAGUCUCGAACGGAGCUCGUCCAGUUUGUUCUCUAGGGAUCGUAUGUUCACCAAUAGAACGGAGGGUAGAGGCGGUUUAGUUACUCGGCGACGUCUUGUCAGGGAGCCCACUCGUUUGCCUCUCUUGAGGAGAGCAGUACAUCCACAACUGCCGACUCGUUGAAGUAGAAAUCUUCAUCCGAAUCGAGGUUAGUGAUCGCUGUUCUGACAUCCAGAAGCUGUUUUCGGUCAUAGGAAAUGAUGGCGUGAAUAUUAUGUACAACAACAAAAAAAGACAACACACAUAGCAGAAUUGGUCAUGAUGGCAUCUAUCCAUCUCUGCAGCGCCAUCACGAUCAAUAUCCACUAGAUUCACCAGCGUGCCUUGCUCUGAAAUGGACUUUCCAUUACUGUUAGGGUCGUCCACACUUAUGAAGAAGAAACAGAAUUAUUGUUAGGGCCAUUGAAAUGCUUUAUGAAAAAUCCUGUGAUAUAUUUUAUUAUCUAGAUAUACAUGAUCUAAUGUUACUGUAUUUUCAGUAGAAUGUACUGAACAAACGAUGUCAAGUUUCUGUCAUCAAAAUAUUGGAUUAAUGCACUGUAUAAGCAUACGAGUAUCCAGUGAUGUUAUUAUUCAAGAUGUAUGCAUUGUACAUUGUUGGAUAUACUGUAUGUAGCGUAACAUGGUUUUAUAUGAAGGUGAAACGCUUCAGUUUGAUUUUGUGAGGCUUAUGCCUAAAGAAGUCCUUCUCAAUGUGUUUGCUUAUUUUUAUAUGAAAGAAUUGAAGACAUUAUUAUCUUAUUUUGCUAAUAGUGCUUCCUUGCCAUAAAGUGCUCUUAUGAAAUCACUGUUCCAAACAGCGGUCAGCUCCUGAGAGUUGACAGUUGUAUCCAUGGCUCUUGUUGACCUUGGUCUGCUCUCAUAGUUUGUGAGUUUGGACUUUAAAAUACAAGAGAGGAAACUGUUUUAACGCAGUACAUUUAGAUUGUAUUAAUUCAUCUAUAUACAUGUAUUUUUUAAAUUGUCAAUGUAUUUGUUAAUCAACAAUGUUCCCUGUUAAAUUGCCUGGUGAAAAUCUCCCUUUUUAAAGUUCAUAUUCUGUUUACUCAUACCUAAAGAAUGUUGCCAACUCAGCCUAUACUCGUAUUUGUGGUCAAAGCAUUAAUUGGAGAAAAAAAAACACUUUAAAAACCUCACCUCAAACAAAGCGUUUCAAAAAGUUGUACUAUUUUCUCAUGUCAUCCUGAGGAGGAUGAGCUGGUGGUCUACUCGCAUAAAUAUUUGUAAUGACCUGUAUAUGCACCCACACCCUUCCAACACAAAAAGCUGCUUUUUAACUUCAUUACUAUUUCAUGAAAAGAAAACUAUUUCACUCUUAAUGUAAUUAUUUAUAGGUCAUAUUUCAUAGAAAUGUGGAAACACUGGAAAGUUACUUUGAAGUGAAGUUAUUUGCAUGAUGACUCCCUGUAGGACAAAAAGGUGUGAAUAGAUCAGAAAGAUGACAUCGUUCAAUGUAACAGAGUAGCAAGUACAUACCUCUAGUAGCCAAACUUUCCCUCCCUGGCUCACUUAUUUUAAAAUCCAGAAUUAUAACUCUAUACACCCUUGGCUUCCUCAUUAACCUGUUAUUAUCUAUUCAAAUUGUGUAGCUUCAGGCAAAGGUGUGCCUUGCACAAUUUAACCUGAGGAAAUGGGAAAUCUCAUGCUUAUAAUUCAGUGGAGGCUGCUGAGGGGAGGACGGCUCAUAAUAAUGGCUGUAACAGAGCGAAUGGAAUGGCAUCAAAACACAUGGAAACCAUGUGUUUGAUGGUGUUGAUAGCUUUCGACCUAUUCCGCUCCAGUCGUUACCACAUGCCCGACCUCCCCAAUUAAGGUGCCACCAACCUCCUGUGAUAUAAUUUGAUCUCAACAGUAGAGUUGGCAUGAAUGGGAUCUGUGUGGCUCAUCCACACGUCCCUUAAAGGUAGUGCCCAGGCCUAAGUGGAAACACCCCAAACAUACUGCAUGGAACAGGAACUUAAAUAGCAAUUUGCUGAUCUCUUGUGGUCAUGUUAAGUAUAUUGUGUUACUGUCCUGGCCAUAGAGAGCCCUCAGGGGGUUCUCUAUGGUGUUUUAGGUCAGGGCGUGACUAGGGGGUUUUCUAGGUAUUACAUUUCUAUGUUGGUGUGUGUGUAUGGUUCCCAAUUAGAGGCAGCUGAAUAUCGUUACCUCUAAUUGGGGAUCAUACUUAGUGUGUCCUUUUUGUUGUUUUGUAUGAGUGCCUAUGUGCACUACGUAUUUCAUGAUCGUUAUAUCGUUGUUGUUUUGGAAGUGUCACUAUCAUUAAAAUGUGGAACUCUA